UUCCAGCCUUCCACUCUCCUGCAGCGCCAAGCCGGCUCCCCAACGCAAUCUGCUGAACGCAAACCACUGAGAGUUUGCUGCGCAGCUCCCUGGGGUCCGGGGCCGCCGAGUCCCGUUAAGGCAGAGACACCGGCAGAGCGAGCGAGCGAUCGGGCUCAGCGGAAGACAAACACGCGGGCACGCGAAGGGGAGCCCCAGGAGGGCAGCCGGGUGGCAAGGCUUGGCAGGCGACUGUCACUGCGUCCCGGGUCGCCUCUCCCUCGUCGGACUGAGCGAGGAAGCGCUCUUCUUAAAGUUCUAGACCGCAGGAGGCGGCUUCCCCUUCAGUCCCCUCCUCGCCGCGCUCCAGGAAAAGGAACUUGAUCUACUGGCAGGCUCGAGCCGCCCGCUGAACGUGAGAGGGGAUAGUGCCACGGGCCCCGGGUCUGGGAGCCGAGAGAGGGAGCUUCGAGCUAGGCUGCAGGCGGAGGGCACCGGGCAGCGGCCAGGGACCCCGAUGCCGGCGGCCAACAUGAUGGAGAACCUGCAGCUGCCCGCCCUGCAGGUGCCAGAGCCUCAGGGCGCGCCCGAGGGCAGCGCGGUGUGGUCCAGCUCGUCCACCCCCACGCUCCGCCGCCGGCGCUUUAAGAUGCGCCGGAUGAAGAACGUGCAAGAGCAGAGCCUGGAGGCGGGGCUGGUAGCCCCGGACCUACCCGGCGUCUUGUCCCCCGGCAAGGAGUUCCUGCAACUGCCGUCCAUUGAGAUUACGCCCUCCAGCGACGAGGACACCCCGUGGUCCAACUGCUCCACACCAAGCGCGUCCCCGCGCCGAAAACGCUUCCUGCUCCGCAAGUGGCUGAGGGUGAGGGAGCGGAAGGAGUGCAGUGAGAGCAGCAGUCAGCAAAGCAGUCAACAGAGCAGCCACGACGAUGAUUCGAGCAGGUUCCUGAGUCCUCGUGUGCGGGAAGAAAGCACUGCCAGUAACUCCAACCGCAGCACGCCAGCCUGCUCUCCCAUCCUUCGGAAGCGGUCCCGCUCACCAACACCACAGAACCAGGACGGAGACACCAUGGUGGAGAAGGGUUCAGAUCACUCCUCGGACAAGUCCCCAUCCACCCCGGAGCAGGGUGUGCAACGCAGUUGCUCCUCACAAUCUGGUCGAAGCGGUGGUAAAAACUCCAAGAAAAGCCAGAGUUGGUACAAUGUGCUAAGCCCCACUUACAAGCAGAGAAAUGAAGACUUCAGAAAGCUCUUUAAGCAACUUCCAGACACGGAGCGCCUCAUUGUUGAUUACUCUUGUGCACUCCAAAGAGACAUUCUUCUUCAGGGCCGGCUCUACCUCUCAGAAAACUGGAUCUGCUUCUAUAGCAACAUCUUCCGCUGGGAAACUCUGCUGACAGUCCGUUUGAAAGAUAUCUGCUCCAUGACUAAAGAGAAAACAGCUCGCCUCAUUCCCAAUGCCAUCCAAGUCUGCACUGAUUCAGAAAAGCACUUUUUUACUUCAUUUGGAGCCCGGGAUAGGACGUACAUGAUGAUGUUCCGACUCUGGCAGAAUGCUCUCCUGGAAAAGCCCCUAUGUCCCAAGGAGCUCUGGCACUUUGUCCACCAGUGCUACGGGAACGAGCUGGGCCUAACCAGUGAUGAUGAGGACUACGUGCCUCCAGAUGAUGACUUCAACACAAUGGGCUACUGUGAGGAGAUCCCCAUAGAAGAGAAUGAAGUGAAUGACAGCUCAUCCAAAAGCAGCAUAGAGACCAAGCCGGAUGCCAGCCCACAGCUGCCCAAGAAGUCUAUCACCAAUAGCACACUGACGUCAACGGGAAGCAGUGAAGCCCCCGUCUCGUUCGAUGGCUUGCCGUUGGAAGAGGAGGUAAUGGAGGGUGAUGGGCCCCUAGAGAAGGAGCUUGCCAUUGACAACAUCAUAGGGGAGAAGAUUGAGAUCAUUGCACCGGUGACCUCCCCUUCACUGGACUUCAAUGACAAUGAGGACAUCCCCACAGAGCUCAGUGAUUCCUCAGAUACCCACGAUGAAGGAGAGGUCCAGGCCUUCUAUGAGGAUCUGAGUGGAAGACAGUAUGUGAAUGAGGUCUUCAACUUCAGCGUGGACAAACUCUAUGACCUGCUGUUCACCAACUCACCCUUCCUGCGGGACUUCAUGGAGCAGCGGCGAUUCUGUGAUAUCAUCUUCCAUCCAUGGAAAAAGGAGGAAAAUGGAAACCAGAGUCGAGUGAUUCUCUACACUAUCACCCUCACCAAUCCUCUGGCUCCCAAGACGGCCACUGUCAGGGAGACACAGACCAUGUACAAAGCAAGUCAGGAGAGCGAAUGCUACGUGAUAGAUGCUGAGGUCCUCACCCAUGAUGUGCCAUACCAUGACUACUUCUACACCAUCAAUCGCUACACGCUCACCAGAGUGGCCCGGAACAAGAGCAGACUCAGGGUUUCCACAGAGCUCCGCUAUCGAAAACAGCCCUGGGGGUUUGUCAAAACUUUCAUCGAGAAGAACUUCUGGAGUGGACUGGAGGACUACUUCCGCCAUUUAGAGACUGAGCUAACCAAAACAGAGAGCACCUACUUGGCUGAGAUACACAGGCAGUCCCCCAAGGAGAAGGCCAACAAGUCUUCAGCAGUCCGGAGGAGGAAGCGUCCCCAUGCCCACCUGCGGGUACCUCACCUGGAAGAGGUGAUGAGUCCUGUCACCACCCCCACUGAUGAAGAUGUGGGCCACAGGAUCAAGCACGUGGCAGGAUCCACGCAGACACGGCAUAUCCCGGAGGACACUCCUGAUGGUUUUCACCUACAAAGUGUGUCCAAGCUGCUGCUGGUUAUCAGCUGUGUUCUGGUGCUGCUGGUCAUCCUUAACACGAUGCUCUUUUACAAGCUGUGGAUGCUGGAAUAUACCACACAGACCCUCACUGCCUGGCAGGGUCUCAGGCUCCAGGAAAGGUUGCCCCAGUCUCAGACAGAAUGGGCCCAGCUAUUAGAAUCCCAACAGAAGUACCACGACACCGAGCUCCAGAAGUGGAGGGAAAUCAUCAAAUCCUCGGUGAUGCUCCUUGACCAGAUGAAGGACUCGCUUAUCAACCUUCAGAAUGGUAUCAGGUCCCGAGACUACACAGCUGAGAGCGACGAGAAGAGGAACCGCUAUCAUUGACAAGGCAGGACCAGGGGUGGCUACAAGACGCCUGUGCAAUACAUGUACAUAGAUCCUAUAAAUAUAUAUAAAUAUAUAUAUAUAUAUACAGAUUAUAAAUAUAUAUUAUAUACAGAUUUUAAAAAAAAAGAGAUAAUGCCUAUGGACCAGGGAGAAGGAGCGGGAACUCCCGCCCCCUGUGCCGGCCAGAGCAGCGUUUUCCCUCCACUGUGGAGGUACUGAGGAGGGCAGGGACCACCUCUCAGCACCAACCUCCCCUGAUCCUCCUCCCAUCAUUUUUGUUCCUCAUUCCUUCCCUUGCUGGCCAUUCUUGGCCCUUAGAAGGGAAAUGUGGCUGAGCCAAAGUUUAUGCCUGUGAAGACCUUGGUUGUCUUCGAUGUCGUUUCAAGAAGGCAUUGCUUAAGGUGCUUCAUUUCCUAACCCCCCUCUUAAUUUGUCUCUAUAAUAAAAGAGAACCUGUUCUCCCCCCCUCCGUCCCCCUCCCACCCAGUGCUUCCCCAGGCCUUCCCUUGGGAACAGGAAGAAUGGAGCAGGCAGGAGCCACAUUCAAAGUCCCCCAGGAGGCCAUCGGUUAGGACCACACUGAAAUCCAGUACUGUGACAGAGGCUGCAUUUGUGGGCCUGGGCUGUGGGGUUGCAGGCUCCUGAGCUCUGGCAUCUGAAGGGAAUUCUUCCUCAGCCACCCCCCACACCUUCUUCUGACCUGAGUAGGUUGUGGACCCUAUAAGGGCUGGGAAUUCCUAAGUCACCCACUCCCUUUCUUUCUGGUCUUCUCCCAGGCUGGAUCUGGGGGAAGGGUCACUUUGUAGUGCCUAAAAUCCUGUUGUUUCUGUGUGCCCUAAGAGCACAUUGUUUCUUAGCCAGGGUGGAGCCUUUAUGACCUUGUUUCAAAAAAAAAAACAAAAAACAAAAAACAAAAAACAAUAACCUCUCUUAGUGGAAGCAAGUCAGGUCUGUGGCUCUAAUUCUUUCUCUUUGAUCUGUGAGUUUGAUGUCCAGGAUAAGACAGGGUAUCUAGUCCCUCAGGCCUUUGGGAGACAGAGAAUGAUCUAGAAACAUGGGUUGCAGGGCUUGCCCAGAAUCCUGUGUGAGUAGUGAGCAUAGUAACCGAGCCACUUAGAGGGCUAACAGCAUCAUUAACUCUUGGUAAGGAACCAGCAUUAGAAACAGAGGCAGCGUUGUGCCACUGUGUGUCACUAGAGGGAGAAUUUGGCAUAGAUGUGUAGGUUUGGUCAGGCCAAAUGGAACCUGGCCCCCACAGAGGCCACCUACAUUCUGUUUCUCAGGUUUGGUAGUGGUUUUCUGAAGGUAUGUGUACAAAUCUCUGGAUAGUCUUUGGCCCCCCUGAGAUAGAAAGCCACCAGGAAAUAAAAAGCAGAUACUACUUUGGGAAGUUGAACCAUCCAGGGUCUUCUUAAUGUUAGCCUAUCAGGACUUAGGUUUUAUCUGAUCUCAAGAGACUUUGCCUUCUGGGCAAAUUCAUCACCCUUCCUUACAAGUGUCUACUGUUCUUCCUUCUGGUUCAAGGAAUCCUGCCAGUUCCCAGCAGAGCGCUUGGAGAUCCAUGGUAGUAAAGAUUGCUGCCAGGUUGGCAUAAAAGCUUCUUUAAGUUUACUGCUUCUCCCAGGCUCCUGAAGAAGCCAACCUGGGUUUCCCAGAGCCUCAGUACAAAGGAAGCAAGAUGGCUCUGAUUAGCUACACCAGAGAAAAAGUUACGUUCUCCUCUUAGAAUUGUCCAAACAUUCCAUUUUGGGCAGUGAAAGAAAGGCAUUGAUGCUGCAUUGCCCUGGAGAAACAGGUGUUGGUAUUUCUUGAAGAGCAAAAUCAAAACAACUAGGCUUUAUUUCCAGAUCAUCAUCUGAUGGGGGGAGGAAAAAGCUCCUGUGGUUAGCAUUGCUAGCACUCUUCUGGGAAAGCAGGGGUGAGGAAUAGAUUAAUUUAUUCCUCUGGAGUGGACAAGGUCCAAAGACCACUUGAUUGUCACUUGGUUGUUUUGAGAGAUGCUGGUGACAGUCAAGUCCCAAGUCAAAGAAGGGAGGAUGCUCCAGGCUGCUAGGCAGUUUCUUCUUGGGAUAACCAGAAGCCAGAAGCAUUCCCAGAAAGUUUUUGAAAGCAAAACUGGCAAUUCUCAGAUUUAUUGCAUAUGUAGUUAUUUACUAAGUUUAAUUGUUAAGGUAUCCAUGGAUCUUUUAAAAAUUAUUUCAAAGGUGUUCACUGGGGGAGGGGUGGGAGUUGGGGGACAAAAUAAAGUAACAGAAGUGGCCCUAACCACCGAGAACUGCUGUUCUUUGGCCCACAGUAUCAUUUAGAAGAGGAGAGCACCUAAUUUGUUAGAGAAAGCCUCCUGUCUUCUAGUGAACCCAGAUGAUAUGUAUAUAUAAAGAAUAGUCCCCAAGAAUGAUGGCUUUCUUGUGAGUUCCUUCUGUCUUAGCAUUAGCCUGGGUUUUUUAACACCUGGAAGAAACCAAUGUAUCAGUUUAUUCUCAAAACGAAAUCUUUCUUCCCCUUUGCCCAUACUUUGUGAAAGUACUGAGAAUUCACCUCUGCAGCCAAAGUAAGUGCCCUGGACAGUAGCCUGGCAGGAAGCUAACUGUCUACAGGAGGGCAUGGAAGCUGGCUGGCCUUAGGUUUCUUCUCCCAGCCAGCAGGUUUGUUACUGUAGAUGUACGCAUAGUUUGACCUUUCAGUUAGGAUUUGUGUUGCAAGAUAUUUGAGACUGAACUAUGAGAGAUCUGGCCUUGAGUCCCGAGCAUGUUACUGAAAAGCCACGUGGCUUCGGAUAAGUCCCUGACACUGAGCUUCAAGAUCCAAGUGUAACAGGACAGGGUUGAAAUAAAUGACCUGUAAUGUGGGAUCUAGGCUUGACCUUGAUUUGGAAGUUAGCCUAGAGAUGAAUGAGAUGGGGAGUUUCCAGUCUUGGAAGAUGUCCUGCCAGGGCAGAUAGACUUUGUUCUUGGCGAGGUGGUCUUGGGGCUCCCGGUGGCUGGGAUAAUCUUGCUUGGCAUGAGCACAAGAGCACGCUCCUUCCUUCUUUGGCAUAGUUUCACAUGGGAAUUGGUUUAUGCUUAGAAGAUAACGGCAAGAAGAGUAUCCUUUCGGACCGAGCCCAUCUUCCAUCUUCAGGCACACUGUGAAUCCUUUCUACUGUCCAUGCUCCUCACCGAUGGAGGAGGCAAUGGGAAGAAGCCAUUCCCUGGUCUAGAACUUCUGUUUUUCCUCAGCCAAACCCCUGUCACAGUUUGAAUAAAUGAUAAAACCAUUGCUAAAAUCCUUGGCUUGUGUUAGGGCACUGGCAUCAAGGAGUGAGGAGCACCAGGGAGGAACCUCAAGAGGAAUUUGCCACAAGUGGAUUCUCUGCUUGUCCAUAGCCCCUCACCUGUGCUGGCCUCUACUACACAUAGACAGCAUCUGUAGGAUGAGGUGUUGGGGAAAUGACUGGCAAGGAGAAGACUCUUUCUGGAGUAUUUGUUCUCCCAGUAGGGUCCUUUCUGUGCCCUACUAUCCCAUUUACUUAGCUCUGCAGGGCAGCCAAAGCCAGCCCUGGUCGUUAGGGCCAAGGAGAAAUAGCAAUCUUCUCUCUUCCCCCAGGUGGCAGGGCUGUGAUGGCCCUUCCUACACACCUGGACUCUGCCUACCCACUCCAGGACACUCUCCCUCCCCCCAACCCCAUCCCCAUCUCCAGGCUAUGGGGCAAUCAUUUCCAUUUUUCCUUUGCCAUCCUUGACCUUCGUCCACCCCACCCCCC
Messenger RNA from Apodemus sylvaticus (European woodmouse), 6878 nucleotides. It is a transcript of the gene Gramd1b, whose product is annotated as GRAM domain containing 1B. NCBI's taxonomy places the organism in Eukaryota, Metazoa, Chordata, Mammalia, Rodentia, Muridae. Gene Ontology annotation, biological process: intracellular sterol transport. The record is from RefSeq and is a predicted model, not a curated record. Gene Ontology annotation, molecular function: sterol transfer activity; sterol binding. Gene Ontology annotation, cellular component: endoplasmic reticulum-plasma membrane contact site; plasma membrane; endoplasmic reticulum membrane. The transcript has 20 exons. The coding region runs from base 497 to 3133 and encodes 878 amino acids.